This is a messenger RNA of Cololabis saira (Pacific saury), 1596 nucleotides long. RefSeq names its product gap junction protein beta 10 (gene gjb10). The transcript has 2 exons. Gene Ontology annotation, biological process: cell communication. NCBI's taxonomy places the organism in Eukaryota, Metazoa, Chordata, Actinopteri, Beloniformes, Belonidae. The record is from RefSeq and is a predicted model, not a curated record. Gene Ontology annotation, cellular component: connexin complex. The coding region runs from base 215 to 1015 and encodes 266 amino acids.
GGAGCAGCUACCUGGGCAGGUUGAGAUGAAGAGACAUGAAGAGUCUCCAGCUCCGCCUCCUCCACUCCCGUCUCCCGGACAGAAUCUGCUGAGAUUUCCAUCCAAACACGGAUCCCACGCUCCGGCUCCGAGAGGCAACCGCGGCGAUUAAACUAGAGGAAAGCCUCCUCUCUUCUUUCAGCAGGAAGGGAAGGCUGACUGGACCAAACUCGUCAUGAACUGGACAUUCCUCCAGGGCCUCCUCAUGGGAGUGAACAAGUACUCCACGGCGUUCGGCAGAGUGUGGCUCUCCAUUGUUUUCCUCUUCAGGGUCAUGGUGUUCGUGGUGGCGGCGGAGAAGGUGUGGGGAGACGAGCAGAAAGACUUCAAAUGCAACACGGCUCAGCCCGGCUGCCACAACGUCUGCUACGACCACUUCUUCCCCGUGUCCCACGUGCGGCUCUGGGCCCUGCAGCUCAUCUUCGUCACCUGCCCCUCGCUCCUGGUGGUGAUGCACGUCGCCUACAGGGAGGACCGGGAACGUAAACACAAGCUCAAGUACGGCGAGAACUGCCGUAGUCUCUACCUGAACACGGGCAAGAAGCGCGGAGGCCUGUGGUGGACGUACGUCCUCACGCUGGUCUUUAAAGUCGGCGUGGACGCCACCUUCGUCUACCUAGUGUACCACAUCUACGAGGGCUACGACUUCCCCUCGCUCAUUAAGUGCGAACAGAAGCCGUGUCCCAACACGGUGGACUGUUACAUCGCUCGGCCCACCGAGAAGAGGAUCUUCACCAUCUUCAUGGUGGUCACCAGCUUGGCCUGCAUCCUCCUCUCGCUUAUUGAAAUCACCUACCUGAUUGGCAAACGUUGCCGGGAGUGUCUGUUAGGGAUUCACCACGCCUCCAGGAACACGACCAUCAUGACCAACACCAUGUCAAGUGGAAGCACCCUGAUGGAGACGAACGCUUUAAAGUUACCCGGCAAACACACCCCCGAGACGCCCGCACCCUCAUACUACGUCGCCGUGUCCUGAGAUACAGGAAAGCCGCGUUCCCUCGUUGUACAAAACGACAUCCUUUAAGACUUGUUAACAUGAAUUUGUUUCCUCAGGGACUGAACUCCAGAGAUGCUGUAUCAUGAGUUGCAUGUACCAUAGAUGUGUAAAUUAUAAAUUGCUGUGUGGAGCUUCUUUUCUUGGAAGUUUUACAGUCAAGAACAAAUUUGCGUGUGUGUGAUCCAGCCUCGGCUGCAAUGAUAUGAGUCUCCCGUUGGUUUGGCGACAUCUACAAACCCUUGUGGUUUUCAGUGUAAGUUUUUCCCCUGUGCUCACUGCCAACCUCAAAAUGGUUAGUCAGGGCUGUGGAGUCUCCUCCCUGUGUGCAGAUGUUCAUUCCAGACCCUGUAAAUGCUGUUGUUUACCAGAAAGGCUUCAAACGGCUGUGCAUAAUGUUUGUGCCAUGUUUGUGUUACUUUACUGUUACUGUAGCAGCAGAAAGUAGAGGGGAGGAAAUGCAAGUUUUGUAAUGUCUCUGGGUGUGCAUAUUUUUGCAGUGUUGAACUUUGCCCUAAAUGAUGUUAAUAGUUUUUAAUAAAUGCUAUUUUUAUGUUUGAAAA